GGAGCUGUGCGCAGCAUGGGCACCGGGGAUUACAUCUGCGUAACGCUGCGGGGUGGUGCGCCCUGGGGAUUCACCCUGCGAGAGGGAGAGGGGGACACCUAUAGACCUUUCUUAGUCUCCCAGGUAGAGGAAGGAGGCCGUGCCUUUCUGGCUGGAGUGCAGGAAGGUGACGAGGUGGUGUCACUCAAUGGAGAGCCAUGUGCCGAUCUCACCCUUUUACGAGCCUUUGCGCUCAUCGACACAUCGAUCGACUGUCUACAGCUGCUUGUCAAAAGAUACUGCACUACUCCCCCAGAAGUCUAUGAAUCAGAAGAGACAUACUGUGGUCAGAGGGACUGCUCUGGUGCAGCUUCAGAGAGCACCACCCUCCACAUCUUCUCCCCAAAGCACAGGUCCCAAAGCCCAAGGGAGCUCUACAUAUCUGAAUCCCAGGACGAGGCCUACUAUGGGGAGUCAGAUAGUGACACAAUGUUUCCCAAGGGACCCCAGCUGCUUUGCACCCAGCUACAUCUACCCUCAUCUGGUGAGCAGAGAGGCCAGGAGCCUUUUUUUAAAGAAAAUGAUGAAGAAGUACGGCGGUGCUUCUCCCCAGGGGACAUGGUCGAGCUCCAGGUGUCCCUUUCUGAGCAAACAUUGGACGAUGUGGGCUGCACCUCUCUUGGGAGUGCUCUUGGGAUCCAGGGAGAUCUCUCAAACAGAGAAGCCGUUGAGACAAUCCACAAAACCACCACAACACACUAUGUGCCGUGCUCUGUCAGAGAGCCGCUCGGACAGCACGGAGUGGUGCUCAGCUCUCCUUCGAUGCUGGGGCAGGUGGAGGUCAUUUUGCAGCAGCCAGCAGCAUCAGGAGCAGGGAGGGGCAUCCUGAGUGUGGGUGGCCCCAGGGUCAGUGGAAGUGUUGGAUCCCAAAGCGAAGGAGAAGAAGGCGGAGGGCACUGUGAGGUAGUUCCUGGAUCUUAUACUGUCUCAUUUGGAAUUCCCUCAGAAGAGGCGACUGCAGCAGAAGAGCAGGACUCUGGUUCUGAGGGGGAUCAAGACAAACCCAACAAGCAUCGGGCAAAACACGCCAGGCUCAGGCGUAGCGAGAGUCUCUCUGAGAAGCAGGUGAAAGAGGCCAAGUCCAAAUGUAAACGUAUUGCUCUCCUUCUUACGGCUGCUCCACCCAACCCCAACAACAAGGGGGUGUUGAUGUUCAAGAAACAUCGGCAGAGGGCCAAGAAAUACACACUUGUGAGCUACGGCACAGGAGAAGACGAACCAGAGUACAGCGACGAAGACGAAGAAAACGAAGACGACAAACAAGAAACCCACACUGUUGAAUUUACCCUUCUGGCUCCUAGCGAUUCUGACAAGCAUUUCCUUACUAAUGCCCAUAGUAGCAAAGGUGUGCUAACCAUCAACUGGGACAAGGGUCUCCUUGAGAUUGAAAGGAACCUGAACAACCAAGUAGAGAUGGAAUGUUUGCCUGAAACCAAGGGAAAGGGUGCCCUAAUGUUUGCCCAACGGCGUCAGAGAAUGGAUGAGAUUUCUGCUGAACAUGAGGAGCUUAGGAGCCAUGGGAUGCCAGUGGAAGGAGUGCCGGAGGCUGAAAAGAAGAUAGCGGAACACUCCUACAUGCAGUCCACAACAGAGGCCCAUGCUUACAUGGAUGUAAAUAUACACCAACAAAGCCAACAGCAACAACAAUACCAGCAAUAUCAGGAGCAGCAGUACUAUGCGCAACAACAGAACUACCAACAACAACAAUACCAACAACAGUAUCAGCAGCAGCAGUAUGAACAACAACAUUAUCAACAACAGCAAAUGUAUCAGCAGCAGCAGCAGCAAGAAUAUCAAGAGCAACAGCAAAUGCAGCACUAUUCUACAAACAUCAAUGGCACAGUCCAACAUCAAACCAGUGAAAUGCAGAGUUCUUUCAACAAUCGUACUGCAAAGCCUUUCUCAGCAGAAAACAUGGCGGCUACCCCUUAUUCUCCCGCAAUGAGUGGGACCAAUCAAGAUUCCGUGGGCCAAGGAGAGCAGAUAGCUUCCCGUGAUGAGCGCAUUUCUACCCCUGCAAUUAAGACUGGCCUUUUGAUGGAUGCAAGGAAAAGAAACACUGGCAAACCUAUGUUCACUUUUAAGGAAGCACCAAAAGUAUCACCGAGCCCAGUAUUGCUAAACCUUCUCAACAGGAGUGAUAAGAAAUUGGGUUUUGAGUCGGGACCUGAGGAAGACUACCUUAGCCUUGGGGCUGAGGCUUGUAAUUUUCUCCAGGCUUCAGUUAAACACAAGAUUCCACCACCAGUGGCUCCAAAGCCUGUGAUCAAUCCCAACUCUCCUCCUUGGUCCCCACAGAUAGAAGAGACCAACCAGGACAUGCCUCAACAAGCUGAAAAUAGUGUAUCCACACCUGCUGCAGCCCCCACCACAGAGACUGCCUCUGCUCCUGAACUAGAGCCAACCCCUGCACCUGCCCCUGAGCCUUCCCCCCCUCUUGCCCCUCAGGAGGCUCCUGCCAGCACAACCACAAAGGAACAGCACACAUGGACUCCCCCAGAGCCUGAAUCUCAACAACAGCCUCUGCAAGUGACAGCUCAAGAUGAAAAUGGUCAUAUGAAUUCUACCCUGCAGCCUGAGCCUGCUCCUGUGACUAGCUGGGCUGCAGCACAAACACAAGCACAACAGCCACCUACCAAUUCUUGGCAUCCAGCUCAAGUGCAGCCCCAGGAACCACGUCCAAGUCAGUCCCCAACACAGCCACCUUGGGUGACACGUCAGCCUACUCAGACCCAAGCACAGCCUCAAACCUCGACAAAUACUUGGACCCCUCAAAUUCAGCCAUCUUGGAGUCAGCCUCAAGAGCAGGCACAAGCCCAGACACAUGCUCAGCCAUCCUGGGCCCAGCCUCAAGAGCAGUUACAGUCUCAGCCACAGGUUCAACCACCCUGGACACACUCUCAUGAGCAGCCAAAUCUGCAGCAGAUGCAACCAACUUGGGUUCAACCUCAAGAACCAAUGCAACAGCGGCCCCAGCCCCCAUGGGUGCAGCCAUCACAAACAGACUCUCAGCAUCAACCACCAUGGGUGCAACAACCCCAGCAAAAUUCCCAAGCACAACCUCCUUGGGUUCAACAGGUUCAGCCAGAAUCCCAGCAACAACCACCAUGGGUUCAGCAACCACAACAACAGGCUCUACAACAAGCAUGGCCACAGGCCCAAGCACAAGGUCAGCCUCAACCACCUUGGGUCUCAGCUCAGCCUCAGCAGCAACAGCAACCCUCAAUUAAUGUAUGGUCUCCAUCACAAACUCAAGCCCAGGUUCAGCCACCUUGGAUCCAAGCAGCCCAAGCACAACCUCCACCACAGCCCCAAGCCAAUUUAAAUCCAUGGGCGCCAGUACCUACCCAGGCUCAGUCCCAACCAUCAUGGGCCCAGCACCCUUCAGAACAUGGUCAGCCCCCCAUGGGUUCUUGGGCCCAAGAGCAAAAUCAGGCCCAACAUCAACCACCUUGGGCUCAAACAGUUCCACCCCAGCCCACACCACAGCCAAACUGGCAACAGUCAACUUCAAAGACUCCACCACAGCCACCAAUGAAUACAUGGCCUUCAGCUCAGACACAACCUCAGACACCUGUUAAUACCUGGGCACCACAAUCACAACAAACACCUGUGAAUGUUUCCCCGUCAAUGGUUAACACUCUUCCCUCUCCAAAACCUUGGCAUCCACCACAAAAUGCCCCACAAAGCCGGACCCCUCCACCUCCUCCACAGCGAAUGCAGUCUUUUACCAUUGGUCAAAGAGCUUCAUCACCCAUCAACCCAAUGGCCACUGUCUUAAACCCAUCAUCCCAAGGUUCAGCGUUUGAGAUGCCAGCAGUCAAAGGGAAAGGAGCUGAUAUGUUUGCCAAGAGGCAGUCUCGUAUGGAGAAGUUUGUUGUGGACUCUGAGACUGUUCAAGCAAACAAGGCCAGUCGGCCAACAUCGCCCAUUGCUUCCUUACCAAACGAGUGGAAAUAUACACCCAAUGUACGUGCUCCACCUUCACGGGCAUAUAAUCCUAUUCAAUCCCCUUCUUAUCCUCCAGCAGCAACAAAACAACCCCCUCCAAGUAGCCCUUCAACCAAAGCCAAGAAAAAAGGCAAAGGGGAGCAAAAGCCUGCCCCUAAACCCCUCAAUGUUAUAGAUGUUAUGAAGCAUCAACCUUAUCAACUCAGUUCCGCACUCUUUACCUUUGGCCCAGCAGCAGAGGCUGCCAAGCCCCCUGCACCUCAACCCAAAUGUCCACCUCCUAACCCUCCUGUUGAAAACCAACCAAUUAGAUAUGAGCAAAUGGCCCCCAUCCAGCCAGGUGGACCAUUUAAUGCCCCAUACCCCCAGCAAUCUUAUGGGAUGCCCAUGCAGCCUAUGAUGCAUGAUGGCAACUACCAGCAAAACCCAGCUAAUAUUUAUCCUCCCUCCAACCCUUAUCAACAAGCUCCUGGUGGUCCAUACCAACAGGCAUAUAACCAACAGUAUCAGCAACCCGCCCCACCUGCUUAUCAUCCCCAAGCCCCUCAGUCUCCAAACUCUCCCUACCAACAGGCACCUCAAGCCCAUUACCAACCAGCCAAUAGCCCUCCCUACUUGGCAACUCCCUCAGUACCUUACCAGCCACAGCCUCCCAGUAGCUAUGUUGUUCCUAGUUUUCCUGUAGCUGCAAGACCAGAAUCUGCAUCAGGUGGCAACCCUGUAGCUGCUCCUAAACCUAAAUUUACAGCUAAAAAGAGCUCAGCUCAGGUGUGGAAGCCUACAGCAGUUGAUAAAGAGUGAUUCUGGUAGAUUCAUGACCUGCUUAGUGUCUGCUUGAGCCAAAGGGUUGGUGCUCUUGUAGUCCACAGCCAAGUGGACUAUUUUGAGCAUAUAAACUUGCUUUUGCAAUGACUACUGUCACCUCUACUUGCUCUUGUUAUUGUCAUAGCACAGAGCUAGAUGGUUUUCAGAAUUAAGAAAACUAAUGUGAAUGUCAUUACAAAUUAAGAACAUAAGAAUAAGACCCAACUGUAAGUAUAUUUUAUCAGACACAAAUGAGUUAAAAAGCAUGUGCAUUUUGACAUGUUCACAAAAAAAGAUGCACAUGGAAACUUCCACCAAAAAUUAAUGUAAUUUUUUGAGGAAGAAUCUAAAGUGGUGGCAAUAUAAGAAUGUAGGGGAGCAUGAUGUUCAGUAAGAAUUGAAAGGAAGGAGUGACAAGAGGAAGUUGAUUUUUGGAAAGAGGAAACUAAAUGCUAAAUGUGGCUAAUCUUAUUCGAUUAACAAACUACUAAUAUACAAUAAAGCUAAAUAAAAAAAAUUCAAUAAAUAAAGUAAAAAUAAAAGUAAAGUAGUGAGGGGUGGGGUCUGUGGGGUGUAAUGAUACCAAGCAGAAAGCUAAAUUUGCAGUGCCAGUGAUGUCAUAACUGCAGAGAUUAUGUCACAACUCUGUGGGGUUUCAAGUAAACACUGGGGGGUACAGCAAUACGCCUGACAAAAAGUGACAAAGAACACUGUCACUUGCUUGAACUUCAAGUGUUUGAUUCGUGAACAAUUUAUUCUUCAGUGGCUUUCCCCAGUGUCUUUUCGAUAGCACCUACUUAAGUGGGUUAAUUUUAUUUUAAGCUUUUUACCAGCUGUUGCAUCAUGUUAGAUGCUAUAUUUAAACUGCCUCAUGGGAGGGAGUGCUGAGGUGCAGAGAUAGUAGGCUUAAAUUUCAACUUAAGCCAAUGACCGCAACUAUAUCUUAGGCCCUCGUAGUAUUUUUUCUGAUAACAGAAAAAUAUAUAGUAUUGCCCAAUCUAGUAGUUUCACUCUUCCAUGCAUCUUUUUCUUUUGUUUUAUAUGACUAGAUGAUAAAUGAUUAACAAAAGAUGAAUUACUGAAGGGAUAACCAGCCUGGUAAUGUUCACAAAUAUAUUUUUGGUGCAGGGCUGCUUUUGUUCUUCAUUUUCUUUUUCCUUUUCUUUUGUGUGUUUCUCUUCAUAGUGCACUUUCUGUAUGAUUCACUGCAGUGCCAUUAAAAUGUCUUUUAUCCUUG
Morone saxatilis (striped sea-bass) is the source of this 6031-nucleotide messenger RNA. RefSeq names its product synaptopodin-2. The transcript has 4 exons. Gene Ontology annotation, biological process: positive regulation of actin filament bundle assembly. The coding region runs from base 16 to 4791 and encodes 1591 amino acids. Gene Ontology annotation, molecular function: actin binding. NCBI's taxonomy places the organism in Eukaryota, Metazoa, Chordata, Actinopteri, Moronidae. The record is from RefSeq and is a predicted model, not a curated record. Gene Ontology annotation, cellular component: nucleus; Z disc; actin cytoskeleton.